GGGAACUCCCUGGGAGCGUCUCUAGGGAAGUCGGGGGCCCAAGUAGGAAGCUAGAAGGUGGACGCUGUGGGAAUUCCUUAUAUCUUGAGGAGAUCGUCGAGUCUGACUCCAGUCAUAAAGCUCUCCACGUCACGUGACCAGCCUCCGCCUCGCUCCAACAACAUCCUUAAUUUUAGUCGGGGGAAAAUAGAGUGGAAGAACGUGGCCCGCUCGGCCCUUCUACAGCCUGGAUUCGGCCCUUCAGGGAACCCUAGUAUUUGAGGGAACAACUUUUAAAUUCAAGGUCGGGCGGCGGCUGUUAAGGGUGCAUCGGGACUCCGGACUCCUCGGUUUCCUAACCGAGAAGUGGGAGCCCUGGAAACUGGGGGUCUUAGUCUCGGGGAAGGGCUUCUUUCCCCUUAGCGAUCACUUCCUCCGUGCGGGGUGGGAGGACCCUCCUCGGGGUUCUGCGCGGGCUGAGCGCUCUGGCAGCAAUGGGUCCUCAACUAGCCCUCCUGGUGGGGGUGCUAUCCGGCUACCUGCUUCCUGCCCGGGGCUGUAUCAUAUGUGAUCGGAGGGUCGUAGCAGCGCUGGACUCCUUGGAUAAGGAUUACCUGCCUACCCACGUGGCCCCCGAGCGUCAAAGAGAAGUGAUGAGAAUGAUAAAUGAAUCCGUGAGGAAUUUCACGAUCCUGUCAGAUGUAAAGGCCAAAUUUAUUGGGAUUGUCGAUGAAGCCACAAUGGAAUCCUCAGUCUUGAGUUUUGUGAGGAGGCUGAGACUUAUCACAAACCGUGGUGUAACAGGUGACGCUUUCCUGAAGGAGUUCAUUGAGAUGGUGACUCAGGAAAAGACAACCUUUCUGCAGAGCAUUGCUGAGUUGCAAAAGAGAGGUUUCUGUCCCAACAAAUGUGGUGUGAUGUUGCAGUAUCUGUUCUGGUGCCAUAUAUGCCGAAAGCGCCAUUACCUUUGUCAAAAGUCCAUUAAAUGCGGGGUGCGACAAAUCAGUGUCCAUGAAAAGGAAGACAUGAUCCUGGACUGUGAGCUCGACUGGCAUAAACUAUCUGAAGGCCUGACCAACUACAGCUUUUACAGGGUUUGGGGGAGAAAUUCUGAGACCUUGGUGUACAAGGGGAAAAGACCCACCCUGACGAAGCCCCUGGUGAUGCCAGAGGAUGCAGGUAACUACCGCUGCGAGUUGGGCACUGAGCAACAUGGCCCAGCCUCCAUCAUCCAUUUUGAAGUCACAGUGUUGCCUCAAAGAAUCAUUGCCGAGACAAUGUCCAAGACUUCAACCAUGGCCCAGACAAUGUCCGAGUCUUCAAGCAUUGCCCCGAAAAUGUCCAAGUCUUCAACCAUGGCCCAGACAAUGUCCAAGACUUCAACCAUAGCCCAGACAAUGUCUGAGUCUUCAAACAUUGCCCCGGAAAUGUCCAAGUCUUCAACCACGGCCCAGACAAUGUCCGAGUCUUCAAGCAUUGCCCCGGAAAUGUCCAAGUCUUCAACCAUGGCCCAGACAAUGUUUGAGUCAUCAACCAUUGUAACCUCGCCAUCAACCAUUGGAAGCCAGUCAUCAACCAAUGGGACCCAGACAGGAAACUGGCAUGACCUGUCCUCUACCCUCAAGCCAUCAGAGUCUCCCAAGUCUGAGCAUGUGCCUAGAGGCCGUGUGGUAGGGCUGCUGAUCUGGGGCUGUGUGGUACUGAUCAUCGGCUUGCUCACCAUAGCACUUUGCUAUCGUCCUGAGAAGGUGAUGGAUUCCAUGAAUUCCCGGUUCCCCACUUACAAGAGAGGUAUUCCAUAGGGCUAGGUCCCACACGGACAACCUUCACAGAUCCAGGUUCAGAAGGUUCCAAUGUAAAAAGCCACAUUACCACGGUGCAAAUAAAGAUUUACGUGUUUGUCUAUA
Molecule: messenger RNA, 1886 nt
Organism: Hyaena hyaena (striped hyena)
Lineage: Eukaryota; Metazoa; Chordata; Mammalia; Carnivora; Hyaenidae
Product: izumo sperm-egg fusion protein 1-like
Exons: 9
Coding region: 474-1781 (435 amino acids)
Biological process (GO): fusion of sperm to egg plasma membrane involved in single fertilization; heterotypic cell-cell adhesion; sperm-egg recognition
Cellular component (GO): acrosomal membrane; plasma membrane
Molecular function (GO): protein binding involved in heterotypic cell-cell adhesion; signaling receptor binding
Source: RefSeq, a predicted model, not a curated record